AUUUGUCAUCUGAGAUAAAGUGGAUUUGCCCAUCACUGUAAACGUCUCGUCUUUUUCAUGUACCAGGUCGCUAUGCCAUGCAGGCCAUGAAGCAGAUGGAACCCCAGAUGAAACAGGCCCUUCAGAGCUUCCCUAAAACUGCAUUUGGAGGAGGCUACUAUAGAGGUGGAUUUGAACCAAAGAUGACAAAGAGAGAAGCUGCUCUGGUUUUAGGUGUCAGUCCCACAGCCAACAAGAAUAAGAUCAGAGAAGCUCAUAGAAAACUGAUGAUCCUGAACCAUCCAGAUAGAGGUGGAUCUCCCUACUUAGCAGCAAAGAUAAACGAAGCAAAGGAUCUGAUGGACGGGCAGGCCAAGAAAUAAAAGUGGAGAUGCUUAUUCAUGCACUGACUGACUUGAAAGUUUUUCUAACUGAUUGUUCUAAAAAUAAAAUCACGCUGUACAAGUGCAGACCAGAAUCCUGUCAUUAUUACUGCUCAGUUUAUAUUGACUUUGUGAAAUUCUAUAAAGAGGUUUCCAUUUGACAGAACUUCAAAUUGUUGUUUUGCGUUUUUUAAGAUCACACAUGAAGUGUGUUUCUUAGUCCAACCUACAGAUGUCUCAUAAGCAGUUACUAAACUUAAUGGAGUCAUUGAGUAUUAUGCAUUUCGAGAGAGAACAAAGACAGUUUUUGUACUUGUGAUUUUACUAGAUACAUUUGGACGUGAAUAUUAUGUUGCAUUAACUUGAAAAUGUUUUUUUAGCGACAGCACGCUGUUGUUAAUGUGGUAAAAUGUUAGUUGGUUUGAACACUUUAGCAUUAGCAGAAACUUCAAAAAAGUUUCUGUGCUUACUGAAAUUACACUUAUGCGAUGUUCCGAUGUGACAGGUUAAUUCACUCAAAAGCAGAUUUGUGGCAUUUAAAUCAACUUAAGCAGGUGAAACAUUUUGCAUUUGCAUAUGGAAAUGUUUUGAAGCUUAGCCAGUGAAAAGAAGCCGGUUGUAUGCGGAAAAAGAAAUUCUGUCUGAUGGAUACUGAAACAUGAGUGGUGACCAAAUCAACAGCUUCUAAGUCUGUGAACUUAGCAACAUGAAACUGCCUGUGACUCCACAGAGGGUGUGUUGGCAGGAUCCCAUCUGUGGUGAAAACACUUCAUUACGUUAAGCCAAAGACAACUUUUCCUAUUUCUUAUUUCAUAAGUUUUUAACUUGUAAAAGAGACACCACAGCUAUCAUAUACAAAUCAUGGCUAGUAAAGGAUGCCUACAUUGUAUUCAUACAUUUAAUAAUCUUUCUGGCUGCAGAAUAAUACAAAAACUAACAAGACACUUUUCAAUAAACUUGGUCAAGAGUUAGA
Molecule: messenger RNA, 1335 nt
Organism: Neolamprologus brichardi
Lineage: Eukaryota; Metazoa; Chordata; Actinopteri; Cichliformes; Cichlidae
Source: RefSeq, a predicted model, not a curated record